AUGAGUGGUUAUCGCAGGACUACUUUAUUUGUAGCUGGUUUUGGUUCUACCUUGCGCGCUCGCGAUUUAGCUUAUGAAUUUGAAAGAUAUGGACGCUUGAUCCGUUGUGACAUCCCAGCCCCAAGGAGCUAUCAGUCUAAACCGUAUGCUUUUGUCGAAUUUGAAGACGAAAGGGACGCUGAAGAUGCCUAUUAUGAAAUGCAUGGACGUAGAAUUUAUGGGCAUGCUUUGAACAUCCAAUGGGCUAAGAAUGCACCAUCCAGAUCGUGGAGAUAUGAAGGUAGUAGAGGAUCCCCUAGACGACGUCGCUCUCCACGUUCUCCAACCCCACCAGAUCUCCUCGCUCCGAUGCUCGCCGUGGUGGAAGUCGCUCUCGAUCUAGGUCUGCUGAACGAGACCGUACCAAUGAAGAACGUGGCAUGGAUGAAAGAAGGUCUAGAUCAAUAUCUCCUACCCGAGGAGAUAAAUCUCGCUCACCUUCUCGUCCUCGUGAAGAAAACAGGGAGAGGACAGAUAGAUCUCCGCGUGACCGUUCUCGAGAUAGAUCCCCAAGAGACAGAAGUCCAAGAGAAAGGUCUGCAUCUCCAAGUCGUCCAGGCUCUCGUUCACCUUCAAGAUCCCCACGCCAUUCUCAAUCUCGAUCUCCACAGCGUGAUUAAAUUGAUUAGAUAUUAA
Molecule: messenger RNA, 675 nt
Organism: Ambispora leptoticha
Lineage: Eukaryota; Fungi; Glomeromycota; Glomeromycetes; Archaeosporales; Ambisporaceae
Source: the annotation of a GenBank genome assembly